UUCCAGCCAGCAGUCGGUAGUAUUUCCUGUGUUGGUACAGACGUACUUCCGCCCUUGGUAGCUAUGGCUUUGGAAACGGUUCCGAAAGAUUUGCGGCAUCUGAGAGCCUGUUUGCUGUGUUCCUUGGUGAAGACCAUUGACCAGUUUGAAUAUGAUGGCUGUGACAACUGUGAUGCUUACCUGCAGAUGAAGGGGAACAGGGAAAUGGUGUAUGAUUGCACUAGCUCCUCAUUUGAUGGGAUUGUGGCCAUGAUGAGCCCUGAUGACAGCUGGGUGUCAAAGUGGCAGCGGAUCAGUGAGUAUUAUGAUAUACACACUAGGGGAUAUAAUUUAUAA
Staurois parvus is the source of this 336-nucleotide messenger RNA. Lineage: Eukaryota; Metazoa; Chordata; Amphibia; Anura; Ranidae. The record is from the annotation of a GenBank genome assembly.